GCAUAUAAUGAACAAGAACCUUCCCUGAAGUUCAGAGCGGCCUAAUUAUCUCUCCAGGAACAUUUGGUGUGAUUUAGAACAGUUCCUGCAAACUGCAAUGCACAAUGCCAGCCUACCGACGUCCGACGACGAGCACAUACACUCCAUAAACUAGCACACCCGGCCCCCAAUCACGAGCCUAUAAUGAACACUAUAUAUAGCAGAACAAUCUGCAUGUUCUUCCGUCCGUCCAACGCCACUGCCUCUCCUCCUCUGUAGGUCUGCUUUUUUUUUCUUUCUUGGAUUCAACCUGGUCGUUAGGUUUUCAUUUGUAACUCCACACCGUGUUAGGGCGAUCUGGAGGUGAAUCGCUGAAAAAGUAGCAGAAACAGCAGCCGCACACAGGUGUCCGCCAUGGGUUCCUGUACCUCCAAGUCCGCGCUUGAUCACAGGAGGCCGGCGAGGUACUACACCAGGGGGCGGCGAGUCCACAGCCGCCGGUCCAUCAUGCCGGAGGCGCCCCAGUCGCAGCAGCUGGGCGAUGCCAGCAGAGGCCGCAUGACCGGCUUCUCCAUGAGCGAGAUCGUGCACGUGGAGACGGCCAACCGGGGCAAGUCGGAGCACUCCAAGACGUUCCACCUCACGCAGAUGGAAUGGCACCACAGCCAGAGGGACUCUAAAGGGUGCAGCAACGAAGACGCCUGGUUCGAUUCUGUCAGCAUCCUCGAAGAUGAUUCUGACGACGAAUUCAAGAGCGUCGAUGGAGACAGCGACGAAGACGAAGAGCAGGCGGAGAAGCAGCAAUACGCGAGCGUGUCCAGCUUCGCCGACGCGCUCUCUCGCAUCGGAGACAUAUGCCGCGGCGUGCCUUUACCCGACAUCCUUGCGCUGAAAGGCGACGGACGUCGGAGCCAGCAGAGCAUGCCGUCCUCCUUCGGCCUCAAGGCGGUCCUCAUCAAGGACAAGAGCGACGCCGCAGACGACGACGACGACGACGGCGACGGCGGUGGCGGCAAGGAGACCUCCACGCCGUCCCGCCUGCGCAAGCUGCUGCAGUCCAUCAGCUUCAACGAGAGGGUGCAGCAGCUGACGGGCGGCAGCCCCGCGAAGAAGAAGUCCACCGUCAUUCGCCUCUCGUACAAGACGACGUCGUCGUGCGGCGGGGACGACUACGAGGACGGCGGCGGCGGCGGAGGCGGCGAAUGCGGUAGAUCUAAGAAGUACGUUGUUCGUCCGAAGGUAGGGCAGACAGUCCCGUGCGGAGGAGAGAGGCCGGCGACGGGAUGCUGGUCGCGGAUGGACCCGUCCCUCUUCAAGCUCAGGAGCGACACCUUCCUAAAAGACAAGAAGAAAUGCGCGGCUCCAAACUACGCUGCCUACUAUCCGAUAGGCGUUGACCUGUUUGCCUGCCCCAAGAAGGUCCAUCACAUCGCCCAGCACCUGGACCUUCCGCAGAUCAAGACGCACCCCAAGAUCCCGUCGCUCCUCAUCGUGAACAUCCAGAUGCCUACCUACCCCGCUGCUAUGUUCCUCGGCGACAGCGACGGGGAAGGCUUGAGCCUGGUCCUGUACUUCAGGGUGUCCGAAUGCUACGACAAGGAGGUUUCCGAACAUUUCAAGGAGUCUAUGAUGAGGUUUUUCGAGGACGAAACCGAGAAGGUGAAAGGGUUCACGUCAGAAUCCACUGUGAGCUACAGAGAUCGGCUGAAGAUCAUGGCCGGCCUGGUCAACCCGGACGACCUCCAGCUGGGCUCUACGGAGAGAAAGCUCGUCCAGGCGUACAACGAGAAGCCAGUCCUCUCGCGGCCCCAGCACAGCUUCUACGAGGGAGAGGACUACCUUGAGGUGGACCUUGACAUCCACCGGUUCAGCUACAUUGCUAGGAAGGGGCUGGACUCGUUCAGGGCACGCCUCAAGAACGGCAUCCUCGAUCUGGGGUUAACGAUCCAGGCCCAGAAGCAGUCGGAGCUCCCUGAGCAGGUCCUCUGCUGCGUCAGGCUGAACAAGAUCGAUUUCACUGACCAAGAAGUUCCAACAAUAGUCACCGUUGAUGACAACUGACGCAUUUGAUCAAAAUGGUCAUCACACGUGCGAGCUAUUAUUAACUGCUGCAAGGCUAGAUCCAUGGGAUUCAGAGGCGACACAACAACUGAUGACUCCACGCCUUGGUUUCUGCCUAAUAUGUUCGCCGAUCUGCCUACUUUUAAGCACGGGCUUUUUCUUGUCUUCCCUGUAACUAUAAUAUAAUAAUGUAUAUUAUAUACAAGACGAUACAACCCUGCGGGUGUUGGUCAUGUUCCUAACCUUUUUGCACACUCCACUUGCUGGUUGCAAUAUGCCUGCUUCCAGAUGCAGAAAGACAUUGAACCUGACAAUAUUCAAAUGCCCAUGCAUCAGACGGACAUGUACAUCCAUAAUAGGAUUUUGACAGAAAUUGCGGCGGGUGCGCCUGUUGUAAGCUUUUGUUCCGGACAUUCCGGUAUUAAAAGCAAAGGUAACCUGUUUCCGGAAAAGCGAAACAAAAUAAAGGAUCCAGACAAAUCAGUAGCCAUACA
This is a messenger RNA of Zea mays, 2534 nucleotides long. RefSeq names its product DUF1336 domain containing protein expressed. The record is from RefSeq and is a predicted model, not a curated record. The coding region runs from base 394 to 2040 and encodes 548 amino acids. Lineage: Eukaryota; Viridiplantae; Streptophyta; Magnoliopsida; Poales; Poaceae. The transcript is spliced from 9 exons.